Messenger RNA from Pteropus alecto (black flying fox), 1476 nucleotides. RefSeq names its product angiotensinogen (gene AGT). The record is from RefSeq and is a predicted model, not a curated record. The transcript is spliced from 4 exons. NCBI's taxonomy places the organism in Eukaryota, Metazoa, Chordata, Mammalia, Chiroptera, Pteropodidae. Gene Ontology annotation, biological process: regulation of systemic arterial blood pressure by renin-angiotensin. Gene Ontology annotation, molecular function: serine-type endopeptidase inhibitor activity. The coding region runs from base 11 to 1444 and encodes 477 amino acids.
CCCCCCCGAGAUGAGUCCCGCAGGAGCGAGCCUCGGGGCCGCCGUCCUCUGUGUCCUGGCCUGGGCUGGCCUGGCCGCCGGCGACCGGGUGUACAUACACCCCUUCCACCUCCUCGUCUACAGCAAGAGCAACUGCGAGAGGCUGGAGAAGCCCACUGCGGAGCCCGCCCCGCACCCGAGCCUCACGCCGGCCCCCAUCCAGGCCAGGGCGCCCCCCGUGGACGAGGAGGCACUGUGGGGACAGCUGGCGCUGGCCGCCCAGAAGCUGGAGGACGGCGACCAGGCGCGGGUGGCUGCGGUGGGCAUGCUGCUCAACUUCCUGGGCUCCCGCCUCCACAAGGCGCGGGCGGAGACGCGGGGCGCGCCCGGGGGGGCCGUUCUCUCCCCCACGGCCGUCUUCGGCACGCUGGCCUCCUUCUACCUGGGGGCCUUGGACCCCACGGCCAGCAGGCUGCAGGCCUUCCUGGGGGUCCCCGGGGAGGGCCAGAGCUGCACGUCCCGUCUGGACGGCCACAAGGUCCUCGCCUCCCUGCAGACGGCCCAGGGCCUCCUCGUGGCCCGGGGCAGGGCCGGCGGCCGGGCCAGGCUGCUCCUGUCCACCGUGCUGGGCCUCUUCACGGCGCCCGGCCUGCGCCUGAAGCAGCCGUUCGUGCAGGGCCUGGCCCGCUUCGCCCCGGUCACCCUCCCGCGCUCCCUGGACCUGGCCACCGACCCAGACCUCGCUGCUGAGAAGAUCAACAGGUUCAUGGAGGCCGCGACCGGCUGGGACCUGGGCAGCCCCGUAAUGGGGCUCAACCCAGACAGCACCCUGCUCUUCGAUGCCUACAUCCACUUCCAAGCGCAGAUGAAGGGCUUCUCCCUGUUGGCCGGGCUCCGGGACUUCUGGGUGGACAACGCCACCUCCGUGCCCGUCCCCAUGCUCUCGAGCACGGGCACCUUCCAGCACUGGAGUGACACCCACAGCAACCUCUCUGUGACACGAGUGCCUCUCAGUGACAACGCCUGGCUGCUGCUGAUCCAGCCCCACCGUGCCUCAGACCUGCCGCAGGCCGAGGCCCUCGCCUUCCAGUAUGACCUCCCGAUGUGGACCAAGAACCUGUCUCCCAGGGCCAUCCGCCUGACCGUGCCCCAGCUGGCGCUGCGAGACACUUAUGACGUGCAGGACCUGCUCGCCCAGGCCAAGCUGCCGACGCUGCUGGGCGCCGGGGCCAACCUGGGCGGAAUCAGCGACCGAGAGCUCAGGGUCGGACAGGUGCUCAACAGCAUCCUCUUUGAGCUCAAAGCCGACGAGGAGGAGCCGCCCACAGAGUCUGCCCCCCAGCCAGCGGGCCCCGAGACCUUGGAGGUGACCCUGAACAGCCCGUUCCUGUUCGCCAUCUACGAGCAGGACUCCACCGCCGUGCACUUCAUGGGCCGUGUGACCAACCCGCUGCGUGGCGUGUGAGCCCGCGGGCCAGCGCAGCGACUCGAACCCGC